CAACUUCAUUAUUUUUUCAUGCAUUCUUCAGCUCCCAAGUCAUGAACUUCAACGCCUCACAAGUCACAAUGCUCUCGAAUCUCAGGAUGGGUAUAAACUGGCGAAGUUGGCUCAAACAUGGAUCUAAUCUCAGAUUGAUGAUCUUAGUUCUGUGGUUGUGUUGUUAUGUUAAUGUUGGUGAUGGUCAAACUAUUGGGGACACCAGUAAGUUCGACAAUUCAUCAGUUCUUUAUAAUAGCACCAGUACUCUUAUUCGUGAGCUCGGUAACAAAGCAAAGUUUUGCGUCAAAGACCGGGAUACUGAUUGGAACAGAGCGUUUAACUUCUCUUCAAACUUGCGCUUCUUAUAUUCUUGUCAGAAAACCAAAGGUGGUGGUAUUGAAAGACGUAUCUGUGGAGCAGCAGAGAUGAAGUUUUAUCUUGAUGCUUUUUUAAACAAAACUCAUAAAAUAAAGAACACGGAAUACUUGCAGCCAAAUGUAAAUUGCAACAGGACUUCAUGGCCCUCUGGUUGUGAACCUGGAUGGGGCUGUAGUACUCUUAGUCCAACCGAACCAGUCAACCAGCUGCAAAAUCACACACAGUUUCCUCAAAGAACAGAAAACUGUAUGGCUUGUUGUGAAGGCUUUUUCUGCCCUCGUGGCCUUACUUGUAUGAUACCUUGUCCCCUUGGUGCUCAUUGUCCCUUAGCUACCCUUAAUCAGACUACAAGCUUAUGUGAACCGUAUAGUUAUCAGUUACCACCAGGACAACCAAACCACACUUGUGGAGGUGCGAAUGUAUGGGCCGAUAUCGGAUCCAGUAGUGAAGUAUUCUGUCCAGCGGGAUCGUAUUGUCCAACCACCGAUACAAAAUUAGCUUGCGAUAAAGGGCACUAUUGCAGAAAGGGAUCUACAUCUGAGAUACUCUGCUCUAAGUUUACGUCCUGCAAACGCAACUCAGAAAAGCAGAACAUGGAGGCAAUUGGGAUUAUGGUUAUCGUUGUAGUGAGUGCUAUUCUACUCAUUAUCUACUGUUGUUCCGGUAAAAUCCUAACGAAAAGGGAGAGGAGGCAGGCGGAAUCAAGAGAAGCCGCGGUGAAGAAAGCCAAAGCUCACCAAAGAUGGAAAUCUGCUAGAGAGGGUGCAAAAACGCAUCUAAGUGAGAUCCGUACGCAAAUAGGUCGUACAUUUCCAGGUCAAAGAUCCGAUCAUGAUGGGGAUACAGACAAGAUGUGGCGUCGUGGGGACUCUUCUGACAUGUCAAAGCAUUCAAGUCCUGCGAGUGCCUCUUCUGCGCAAUCUAGUUAUUAUGAUAUCGAAGUUGAUGCAGCCGCCGUUAGUAAUGAAAGAGCAAGUCUUGAAAUAGAAGGAAACAGAGUAGAAAAACAGAGUUUGCCUAAAACUAAAAAAACACGCACCCAAAUCUACAAGUAUGCGUACGAUCGGAUCGAGAAGGAGAAAUCCAUGGAGCAAGAGAAUAGUAAUCUGAACUUCUCAGGAAUAGUUUCAAUGGCUACUAAUACUGAGACGAGGAAGAGACCUCUCUUAGAGCUUUCUUUUAAAGAUUUGACUCUUACUUUGAAGUCCAAUGGUAAGCAUGUGUUGAGAUGUGUCACAGGAACCAUGCAACCUGGUCGGAUCACAGCUGUGAUGGGUCCAUCAGGAGCAGGCAAGACAAGUCUUCUUAAUGCUUUGGCUGGGAAAGCUGUUGGAUGCAAAUUGAGUGGUUCGAUGCUUAUAAACGGGAAACCGGAUUCAAUCCAUUCGUAUAAAAAGAUUAUUGGUUUCGUGCCACAAGAUGACGUUGUUCAUGGAAACUUGACAGUAGAAGAAAAUUUUUGGUUCCAUGCUAAAUGCAGAUUACCUGCGGGUCUAUCGAAAGCAGAAAAAGUUCUUGUGGUUGAAAGAAUCAUUGACUCUUUGGGGCUACAAGCUGUGAGGAACUCUUUAGUUGGUACAGUAGAGAAGCGAGGAAUCUCAGGUGGACAGAAGAAACGAGUCAAUGUGGGUUUAGAAAUGGUAAUGGAGCCUUCAGUUUUAUUCUUGGAUGAGCCUACUUCUGGCUUAGAUAGUGCCUCAUCACAGCUUCUCCUUAGGGCACUUCGGCAUGAGGCCCUUGAGGGAGUCAAUAUUUGCAUGGUUGUUCACCAACCAAGUUAUACUUUGUUCAAAACGUUCAAUGAUCUAGUACUUCUCGCGAAAGGUGGCCUUACUGUUUACCAUGGAUCAGUUGACGAAGUCGAAGAAUACUUCUCAGGGUUGGGAAUAAAUGUUCCAGACCGUAUCAAUCCUCCUGACUAUUACAUAGACGUUCUUGAAGGCAUUGUGACGUCAAUGGGGGAUUCUGUUGGUUACAAAGAGCUUCCUGAAAGGUGGAAUCGUCACAAAGGUUACUCUGUUCCAUCAGAUAUUGACACGAAUCCUAUAAUACGGCAUAACUUCUUGAAGUCUAGAGAUUUAUCCCAUAGAAGAACCCCUCUUAUGUUGCAACAAUACAAAUAUUUCCUUGGAAGGAUAGCUAAGCAGCGAAUGAGAGAAGCUACAUUACAAGCCACAGACUAUAUGAUAUUGUUGCUUGCUGGAGUUUGUUUAGGAUUACUUAAUAAAGCAAAUGAUGAGAGCUUUGGAAUCCCUGGUUACACCCAAACUACGAUCGCAGUCUCUCUUCUUUGCAAAAUAGCAGCUUUGAGAUCAUUCUCACUAGACAAGUUACAUUACAGGAGAGAAAGUGCCUCGGGGAUGAGUAGCUUGGCCUGCUUCCUUGCCAAAGAUACAAUAGACUCUUUCAAUAUAUUUGUCAAGCCAUUGGUCUAUCUCUCUAUGUUCUAUUUCUUUACAAAUCCGAGAUCCACAUUUUUGGAUACCUAUAUCGUUUUGGUCUGCCUCGUAUAUUGUGUGACUGGUAUUGCAUACGUGUUGGCUAUCUUUCUCCAACCAAGCACAGCCCAACUGUUUUCUGCUCUUAUUCCAGUCGUUUUAACACUUGUUGCAACCCAACCUAAGAAGAAUAAUGAAGCUAUUAGGAUCCUGGCUGAUUUGAGUUAUCCAAAGUGGGCUUUGGAGGCAUUUGUAAUAGGAAAUGCUCAAAGGUACUAUGGAGUAUGGAUGAUUACGCGAUGUGGUAUGCUUAUCGAGAGUGGCUACGACAUAAACAACUGGAAUUUGUGUAUAAUGAUAUUGCUUCUCAUAGGUGUGGCCACUCGUGGAAUUGCCUUUGCGGGGAUGAUCAUACUUCAAAAGAAGUGAAGAAAGAUCGUCUCCCUUUACGGCUUUUACCUGCACUUAUAUAUAUAGUUCCCAAGAAUCUGAAGCUGCCUCGGUAGAAGAAGACUAUAGCAUAAUAAAUGCAUUCCAAAUGAACAAAGUCAUCCUUUUGAUAUUUAAAAAAAAAAUAAAAAUUUCAGUGUUUUCCUGUCUUCAAAAUUUUGGGUCAGCAAAAUUCAUUAAACCA
Molecule: messenger RNA, 3432 nt
Organism: Capsella rubella
Lineage: Eukaryota; Viridiplantae; Streptophyta; Magnoliopsida; Brassicales; Brassicaceae
Product: ABC transporter G family member 24
Exons: 14
Coding region: 42-3227 (1061 amino acids)
Molecular function (GO): ATP hydrolysis activity; ABC-type transporter activity; ATP binding
Source: RefSeq, a predicted model, not a curated record